AUGUCACUGCCUCAAGAAAAAGACGUGAAGAACGUUUCCGUCGUCCGGCAUAGCCACGAAAAAUCGCCAGUUCGUUCCAAGGACUCCGAUCAUGAAACCACCAAUGGCGCAAAUUAUACGGAGUCCAAGAGGACGUGGAAGUCCUUCUUCUGGUCAACCCUGGAUGUCCCUAAAGAGGAGGCCAGAUUUCUCACCAAGCUCGACUUGACGCUCAUCUCUUCCUCUGCUCUGGGAGUGAUGUGUCGCUACUUGGACCAAGUCAACAUCACCAAUGCGUUCAAUAGCGGUAUGAAAGAAGACCUCGCACUCUAUGGAAAAGAGCUCAACUACGCCAACGCCAUCUGGAGUGCGGCCUACGUGUUUGGUCAAAUCCCAUCCAACUUGCUUCUCACCCGUGUCAAUGCGCCUCUUUACAUCGCUUUCCUUGAGUUAUCAUGGACCGUUUUCACCUUCGCUACUGCUGGUGUCAAAGAUGUCAACCAGCUCUAUGUCUUCCGCUUUUUGAUCUUCACCGAGAAGGAGGUCGAGUUGGCUCGUGCCAGAAUGCCUAGCGAGGUUCGGCCGAUGACUGGACUUUUCAAAUGGAAGGACAUCAAACGAUGGCAUACCACCUGGCACGUCUAUCUAUUCCCCAUAUUCUUCGCGUUCCUCGCACAACUCGGUCAAUCUGGAGGAUCCAUGAUUUUCUGGGUGAAGAGCUACAACGUUACCGGAAAACCUCCAGUGUUUUCAGUUGCUGAAAUCAACAUCAUCCCUCUCGGCAUAAACAUCAUCUCAAUCGUUUGCACCCUCAUCAAUUCAUGGGUUUCCGACAGUCUUCCCGGAUCAGCUCGAUGGCCGGGCAUGGUGUUUGCCAGCGUCAUGGCUAUCAUUUUCCCCAUCGCCCUUGCCGCGACUCCUGUACAUCCAUCGAAUAUUGGCAGUCGCUGGGCUCUCUACUAUCUAACCGCUCUCUCCGGCACGUGUGCCGGAAUCACCUGGGCCUGGGUCAACGAGACCAGCAGACAUGAUCCAGAAAAGCGAGCGUACACCUCUGCCUUGAUGAACGCUUUUGCCUACAUCUUUACGGCAUGGGUUCCUAUCUUUACCUUCCCAGCGAACCUUCAGCCUUACAUUGUGACCGGAAACUACAUUACUGCUGGUUUUGGGGCCUGCGCAGCCCUGACGGCGCUCCUGAUUCGGCAUUUCUACAACCGCGAUCUCGCUAGGCAAAAGCCUGUUGGAAGAGUGUAG
Colletotrichum aenigma is the source of this 1233-nucleotide messenger RNA. RefSeq names its product putative transporter SEO1 (gene SEO1-6). The record is from RefSeq and is a predicted model, not a curated record. The transcript is spliced from 10 exons. The coding region runs from base 1 to 1233 and encodes 410 amino acids. Gene Ontology annotation, cellular component: membrane. Gene Ontology annotation, molecular function: transmembrane transporter activity. NCBI's taxonomy places the organism in Eukaryota, Fungi, Ascomycota, Sordariomycetes, Glomerellales, Glomerellaceae.